UCCUACCCAAGACUUCCAGGACCCCAUCACCCUUCUUUACUUAAAUCUACAACUCCCUCCUCUUGCACUCUCUCAUUCCUUCUUUACUCUUUGAUUUGAUCUGAACUUGGAUAUCAUUUCGGUUUUUUUGAUGGCGGCGUCGGAUAACCUAGCAGCGAUGGAGCCGUGGGCGUACAGGCCGACGACGACGUUUGCGGACUCGUGGAUCUCGGAGGCGUUUGCGAGGGACACGAAGGCGCUGACGAUGGCGCUGCAGAAGUCGCUGGCGGACAACAGGAGCUCGGAAUCUCCGGAUUCCGAGUUCUUGCCGUUUUUUGAUACGUUUCAGGCGGAAACGACGGCUACGCCGACUGUUUCCGGGGUUUCGGGGUCGGAUCCGGAGUCGGUUGCGGCGCCCAAGCUGCGGCAGAGGAACGCGGUUCCCGUUUCGGGGGGCAAGGUGACGAAACGGAAGUCGCGCGCGUCGAAGCGGACGCAGACGACUUUCAUCACGGCGGACCCGGCGAACUUCCGGCAGAUGGUGCAGCAGGUGACGGGGGUGAGGUUUAACGGACAGCAGUUCUCUUCGCUGCCGACGGUUGUCAAGCCCGAGCCGCAGAGACCCGGCGGCAAUCGCUUACCGGGCGGCGGGUGCUUGCCGACGCUCGACACGUCGGCGUUGUUGUUCGACCACCAUCAACAGCAGCAGCAGCAGAGGCAGCAGUACCAGCAGCAGGUUGUGGGGCCCGCAUCGGCAACGGGAGGAGGUGGACAGAUGCGACCAAUGCGCUAUGGGGCGACGGUGGAGGUGGCUGAGGGUGGUGGUGGCGUCUCUGGCGGGGAUUAGGCUUUGACUCUUAUUCGAGCUUUCCCACUCUGGAGUCGUGGAAGGUCAUGUAGUGAGAGAGAGAGAGAGAGAGAGAGAGGGGGUGAUAGAGAUAAUGUGACCGUUGAUCUUGUGACAUGUGGGUCGUUUUUAUCUGUUAAUAUAAAUUAUGUUUUUUUUAUUUCUUUUUAGUAACUUCUUUUUAUUUUAUUACUAUUUUGUUGAGCACUCUUGUAUUUGUUGAGCUUAAUGGAGUAGAAUUUUGUGCAUUUCAUUUUGCGGUUA
Molecule: messenger RNA, 1090 nt
Organism: Rosa chinensis
Lineage: Eukaryota; Viridiplantae; Streptophyta; Magnoliopsida; Rosales; Rosaceae
Product: calmodulin-binding protein 25
Exons: 1
Coding region: 131-826 (231 amino acids)
Biological process (GO): response to osmotic stress
Cellular component (GO): nucleus
Molecular function (GO): calmodulin binding
Source: RefSeq, a predicted model, not a curated record